UCUACCUGUACGUCAUCGGAAAGGGUGUCUGUGUCCUUGACCGGCAUGUGUGCGCAGUGUGUGCGCUGUGAGUCUGUAUGCUAACUGAGUGAUGUAGGUGUUUAAUUAAACUACAUUACCUGAAUUAAAGCUCAGAGCCGCGGUCUCAGUUUUUCGCCCACAAUCUGAAAGAAAAUGCCGCUACAUAAGUAUCCUCCGCGAAUUUGGGAAGCCCUGAAGUUACAGAAGGGUAUCUACUCUCGUCUACCUCAGCACUACCUCAAAACCUUACAGGACACGACCCCUUCCACCGCAGUGCACUGGAAACCUCUGGGGGUAAAAUACAGAGCCAACCCCAAGACAGGCCAGCGGGAGAGAGUGCAGGACAUCCCCAUCCCCAUUUAUUACCCCCCAGAGUCCCAGGACGGCCUUUGGGGUGGAGAGGGCUGGAUAUCGGGUUUCAGAUACGCCAAUAAUGACAAGCUCGCUGCGAAGGUGAAGAAGACCUGGAAACCUCAGCUCUUUAAGAAGGAGCUAUAUAGUGAAAUCCUUGACCAGAAGUUCAACAUCACGGUCACAGCUCGUACACUAGAUCUUAUUGAUGCAGUUUAUGGCUUUGACUUCUACAUCCUUAAGACCCCAAAGCAGGAUUUGCACUCCAAGUUCGGGAUGGACCUAAAACGUGCAAUGCUUCUCCGGUUAGCUCAGAAGGACACAGAGCUGUACCCGGACGAUCCUGUACGAAGGGAGAAGAUCUACAACAAAUAUAAGCAGUUUGAGAUCCCAGCCGAGGAAGCAGAGUGGGUGGGGUUGAGUCUGGAGGAGGCUGUGGAAAAGCAGAGACAGCUGGAGCAUAAGGAUCCUGAGCCGCUGUACAAGAGCUGCGUGGAAGACCUUGUAAAGGACAUCGCCAUACAGAAACUCUCAGAGCCCACAGUUGUGGGAAAGAAGGACUGAGGAGAGGAUCAGUGUAGAACCAUCAUUCAGUGUGUAUAUAUAAAAUAUCUAUAAAUAAAUUUGAGCUUUGCUUUUGCCUUUUUA
Astyanax mexicanus (Mexican tetra) is the source of this 1020-nucleotide messenger RNA. RefSeq names its product mitochondrial ribosomal protein L28 (gene mrpl28). The coding region runs from base 175 to 936 and encodes 253 amino acids. The record is from RefSeq and is a predicted model, not a curated record. Gene Ontology annotation, cellular component: mitochondrial large ribosomal subunit. Lineage: Eukaryota; Metazoa; Chordata; Actinopteri; Characiformes; Acestrorhamphidae. The transcript has 6 exons. Gene Ontology annotation, molecular function: structural constituent of ribosome.